Molecule: messenger RNA, 576 nt
Organism: Coffea arabica (coffee)
Lineage: Eukaryota; Viridiplantae; Streptophyta; Magnoliopsida; Gentianales; Rubiaceae
Product: E3 ubiquitin-protein ligase NLA-like
Molecular function (GO): metal ion binding
Source: RefSeq, a predicted model, not a curated record
GUCUCAAGCGCACAGUAGGAACCUUGAGAUUCUCCAAUCACCAUGGCUAUGUGAGCUGAUGGCCUUUCACACAAAUUCGCAAGAGACAAAGGCCAAAACAAGGAAUGCUUCCUGCAUUGUUCAACGGCUGUUCCCUCAUAUUUAAAGAUGAAAAGCCUUCUCUUUCUUGUGAGCUCUUUGAUUCAGUCAAGCUUGAACUGGACUUGACUUGUUCGAUAUGCUUGGAUACAGUUUUUGAUCCAGUGUCUUUGACUUGCGGUCAUAUAUUCUGCUACAUGUGUGGUUGCAAGGCAGGAUCAGUGACCAUAGUGGAUGGAUUAAAGGCAGCUAGUCCCAAGGAAAAGUGCCCCCUUUGCAGAGAGAUUUAACAUCAAGUGAACGAAUUUGUGUCCUGCUCAAUGGAUUAUUCAAGUCUACCAGAAAGUCUUAUAUAUUUGCAUAUCCUUGUCUGGCCAUCAGAAGACUGGUUUUGUACAUUCCAACUGAAUCUUAAGAACUAUCAAACUUCUCACAAUUUUAGGCCAAACAAAAUGUUUAUCUCCACAUGAACUUGACAUCAGGUCUGUUUAUUCUUUC